UCUUUUGAAGUGGUCUUAAAGGAGAAGUUCAAUCCCUUAAAGUGAAUUUGUUUUAUUAAAUUAAAAUCAAGUUUUCAUACAGAGGAUGUUGGUGUUGAGUAGUUCAACCUAUGUAUGAAAGCAGACAAAGUGCAAAACAACAAACUGGCCACUUGCCAAUUUAAUUAUGAAGACCUGAGAUCUGUUCUGAGAGUUACCAACGUUGAUUUACUGUCAAAAUGGGGAAUGGGGGUCUUUCAAUUUUAGGCUUCUUGUUUAUUUUAUUAUUAUUUAACACAUAAAUUCUACAUCAAAUCAAUUCUGAGACGGCCCGUUGGUCAAAUUUUGAACCUCAUUGUUCUCCGUGGGCCAAAUGUACUAAAUCCUGAUUUCUGAAAUCUGACAUUUGUGUCUGUCCCAAAUGUGGUAAAAUGUGUCUUGAUACUACAGCUGUAAUAGCGCAGACAUGAGUGGCUGACAGAGAACAAUGCGAGAAAAGGUUAUUGUUAACUGACAAUAGAGCUGCCAGAUGAGAACUUCCAAUUAAUGUAUUGCUACAGGUUAAGAUAAAUACGUAAGUAUAAAACGUAUAAUAAAUGAAUAAAUAAAGGUAAAUUGGCGACCAGAUACUUCCUUGUUAAUCGCUACACCAAAUGACGGCGUACUCGGCUGUUUUUGUUGUUUGGUUGCCCGUGACUAACCCACGAAGAAGGCGGAAAUCAUCGUAGAUACAGCGCUGGUGUCAGUAGAAGAAGCCGUAGUGGUGACUGUCCACAUUAACUGAGGAGAGUCAGACUUUGUCCAGGAAACUUCUACCACUUACCACAAUGUUUCUUUUUAGAAACGUAUUGAAAUGUUCGUGUUUGUUCGUUACCGUUUGUUUUAUGACGAGGGAUUGUCAGGGGAUUGACCUGGACUUUCAGGAGGAGUUUUUAAAGCGAGAAUAUAGCCUGAGCAAGCCCUACAGAGGUUUGGGCUUCUCCAGUUCUUCACAGUGGGAUCUGAUGGGCACUGCCAUGGUGACGACUGACCAUGUGAGACUGACCCCAGAUCUGCAGAGUAGACAGGGAGCUGUGUGGAGUCGGAUCCCUCUUGUCUUGAGGGACUGGGAGCUGAAGGUACAUUUUAAAAUCCAUGGCCUGGCAAAGAAGAAUCUAAACGGAGAUGGAAUGGCAAUCUGGUUGACCAAAGAUCGUAUGCAGGAUGGGUCUGUGUUUGGGAGCAAAAAUUACUUUGUUGGACUCGGAAUAUUUGUGGACACAUAUCCAAACUCUGAGAAAUUAUUUGAUAGAACUUUCCCAUAUAUAUCAGUGACGUUGGGAAAUGGAACUUUGUCAUACAAUCAUAAUCAGGAUGGUCGACCUUCUGAACUGGGAGGGUGUGCAGCUAUGGCUCGAAACUCCAUCUAUGACAACUUCCUCCUUAUCAAAUACACAAAAAACAGGCUCACGGUGAUGGUGGAUGUGGAUGGAAAGCAAGAGUGGAGGAUAUGUGCUGACAUCACAGGACUGAGACUGCCUUUAGGUUAUUACCUUGGUGCCUCUGCUGCUACUGGAGAACUGUCAGAGAUUCGCCACUAUGGGAGACACAGGAGAGCCCAUAGCGCAGCCAUGCUUUCGUCUGUAGAAAGACUCGUUGAACUGGAAGUAAGUGGUGGUGAGGCAGAAAUCCAGAAGGGCACAAAUGUGAUCAAUGGUCAGGUUAGUUCUUACCCUCAGCGUGUGGUCUUAUAGUAAGUGCAUCCUCACUGUUGCUGCUGUUUCUGUAGUGGGGAUACAUGUAAAAAUUUAUGUGAUGUCGUAAGAGACCAUGGUCUCAUCCGUGUCCAGUUUUAGGCCCCUUAUCUUGUUAGAGAUGUCCUGUGAGGUGAUAUCAUAAGUGACAUAAUUGAUUCUGCUGUUGAUAGGUCUGAGUGCCUACAUUGUGGAUUUGGGGGAGACCAUAAAUACGGGGAAUGGCUUCUCCCGAUAUAGCCGGUGGUACAGUGGUCUAUCGAUGAGUUUAUCCGUUUCCAGCUGUUGGAGGCAGUUGGAGGACUGUUUACAUUUGACCAGUUGACCCCAAGGCCCCUCCCAACAGCAGGGAGCUGGAGUAGCUUUAUUCUUUGUCACACCCAGAGUAUAUAUUUGCUGUACUCUCCACCACCAGUUAGAAUUGAAGAAGCCUCUUGGAUGAGAGGCGAAACAUUUCUUCUUUAACCCUGACCAUGACCUGGAUGACUGACAAUCUUCAUAGACUUGUAUGUUUUAGUUUGGAGUCUGAUAUGACCCAGGAAUUUGAGUCAAAUUAUAGUGAGGUAAUUGAAUAAAUAUAAGGAUAUUUGUAAUGGUUCAAGGAGAAACAUAUAGAAAACAUAUUGGGUCUCUGUAAAGUGUGCACAAAACACAAUAGUCAGCGUGUGUGUGUUCAUGUUCGUACUAUUGCUAAUGAAGACAAUAUGUCCUGGUGGAGGACAUUUUGCAGGCCCUGACUGAGUGAGAGGGUAUUUAAAGUUUAUGUUUAGUUUGAGAGUAAGGAAUCAAAUAAGGUUAAGAUUAAAGAUGACUUAAUAAAACCUUUUAUGUCCGAUACUGCAACUUGGAGUAUCUGCCAAUACAGAUAUGAAUUCGAUACCUUUUUUUCCCUCCAGCAUGCCAUGGGCUGCCGUUGCUGAGUUGAUAAUUUUCUUGUUUACAGCAUGUUGCACAAUGUUAGGUUGAGCAUUUCGAAUUGGACGUACUACUGUUUUUUCAAUGGGUGAUACUGAAAUUUUGACCAGUAUCCGAUUGAGCUA
Messenger RNA from Cynoglossus semilaevis (tongue sole), 2752 nucleotides. Its product is annotated as VIP36-like protein. The record is from RefSeq and is a predicted model, not a curated record. Gene Ontology annotation, cellular component: COPII-coated ER to Golgi transport vesicle; Golgi membrane; endoplasmic reticulum-Golgi intermediate compartment. Gene Ontology annotation, biological process: endoplasmic reticulum to Golgi vesicle-mediated transport. The transcript has 7 exons. Bases 807 to 1712 code for a protein of 301 amino acids. Gene Ontology annotation, molecular function: D-mannose binding. Lineage: Eukaryota; Metazoa; Chordata; Actinopteri; Pleuronectiformes; Cynoglossidae.